This is a messenger RNA of Cannabis sativa, 1421 nucleotides long. RefSeq names its product G-type lectin S-receptor-like serine/threonine-protein kinase LECRK4. The transcript has a single exon. Gene Ontology annotation, molecular function: ATP binding; protein kinase activity. Bases 354 to 1382 code for a protein of 342 amino acids. Gene Ontology annotation, biological process: protein phosphorylation. NCBI's taxonomy places the organism in Eukaryota, Viridiplantae, Streptophyta, Magnoliopsida, Rosales, Cannabaceae. The record is from RefSeq and is a predicted model, not a curated record.
ACACAACAACACAAUUCGAAUAUUACACAUUACAUUCCAAUUAUUAAUAAUUGAACUAACAGACACUAGACACUGGUGAAUGGUGAUUGGCAAUGGCAAACACAUCCUCCAAAUGUUGAUAUGAGAUUCUAUCAAUCUGCAUUCAUAGUAAUGCCAAUACAGAAAAUGCAUAAGCAAAUAAGUACAUAUAUACUUACUAGUUUGUGAGUAAGUGUCUUUGUUACUUUCACCCAUUUUUAAGGGAUGUAAUUUUAUUUCAUAAUUAAAAAUUUUAAUUACAGAAUAAUAAACAUGAUAACAAUGAUUCGAAACUCAUACUCAUUGGAUCUGUUUUCUUAAGUGGUUCUGUGUUUAUGAAUGUACUUCUUUUGUUAGCAACUUGUUUUGUUAUUUUUCGAUUCAAACAGAAGAGGAAAGCAAUUAUUCCACCGAAAUUCGAAGCCAUCAAGGGAAAAAGCUUAAGAAGCUUCAGUUAUGAGGAGCUAGAGAAAGCAACCAAUAAGUUCAGUGAGCAACUAGGAAGUGGUGCUUUUGGUACUGUUUUCAAAGGAGUUAUAAGCAUUAAUGGUUAUAGUAACUGUAUUGCUAUUAAGAAGUUGGACAAAAUAGACAUGGCAAGAGAAGCAUCAGGUGAGCAGGAGUUCAAGGCAGAAGUAAGUGCCAUUGGUCGUACGAAUCAUAAGAAUUUAGUUCAGCUAAUUGGGCUCUGCAAUGAAGGGCAACACCGAUUACUCGUCUAUGAAUUCAUGAACAAUGGUUCUCUAGGGAGCUUUCUUUUUGGACCAUCUCCAAGGCCAAGCUGGCACCACAGAACACAAAUUGGUUUAGACAUAGCAAUGGGGCUUUGUUACUUACAUGAAGAGUGUAGUACACAGAUCAUACAUUGUGAUAUUAAACCUCAAAACAUCCUCCUAGAUGACUCAUUUACAGCAAGAAUAUCUGAUUUUGGAUUAGCUAAGAUUUUGACAAAGAAUCAGACUCAAACAAAGACUGGAAUAAGAGGAAGCAGAGGGUAUGUUGCACCUGAAUGGUUCAAAAACUCAGGUGUGAGAGUUAAGGUUGAUGUGUAUAGCUAUGGUAUAGUGUUAUUGGAAUUGAUUUGUUGUAGGAGGAAGUUUGAAGCUAAGGUAGAAGAAGAAAAUGAAAUGAUACUGUGUGAUUGGGUUUAUGAUUGCUAUAAAGAUGGGAAAAUGGAUAUGGUUUUGGUGAAUGAUGAAGAAGCCUUGGGUGACAUGAACAGAGUAGAGAGGUUUGUAAUGGUUGCAUUGUGGUGUAUUCAAGAGAAUCCAUUGUUGAGACCCACCAUCAAAAAAGUUAUUCAUAUGCUUGAAGGAAUCAUUCAAAUUUCUAUUCCUCCCAACCCCUCUUCAUUUACUAAUUAAUGUUAAUUAAUUAUUCAACUUUUAUAGUAAUGUCGUAAC